GAUGGCACAUCAAUCAGUCAACAGUUGGGGUCGAGUGAUGGACAAUGAGUCAACAGGUGAGGCGCCCCACGUAGGUCCUCCAGUGCAUGUCUCCCCCCGGCCCCUCGACCAAUAGGAAUCGAGCGUUGUGGAGAGUGCCCGUGGCAGCCUCGCGGUACAAGAAGCGGAGAGAGAAAGGCGGCCAGCACGAUUCCGCUGACUUUAAAGGAGGGAGCUGUCACGUUGUAAUGGACGCAAACAAAGGUAAAGGAGAUCAAGGCAUCCAGAGUUCGGAGGGACAGGGUCCGGACAGCUUUCACAACAUGGAAAGCCUGCUUCCUAAAGCAGUGAAGAGACGAGUUCAUGCCCUGAAGAGGCUACAGGUUCAGUGUGCCAACAUAGAAGCCAAGUUUUAUGAGGAGGUCCAUGAACUAGAGCGGAAGUACGCUGUUCUUUACCAGCCUCUCUAUGACAAGAGGAGAGACGUUAUCACGGGAACGGUGGAGCCCACAGAUGAAGAAUGCGAGUGGCAGAGCGACCGAGAGGAGGAGGAUGACCUAGCGGAGCAACUGAAAAAGAAGGCUGCGGUUGAGGACAAGAAGGAAGACCCUACCCCAGAGGAAGACCCCAAAGGCAUCCCAGAGUUCUGGCUCACCAUCUUCAAGGGAGUAGACAUGCUCAGCGACAUGCUUGAGGAACAUGAUGAGCCCAUCCUUAAGCACCUGAAAGACAUCCAGGUCAAGUAUUCUGAGCCUGGGCAGCCAAUGAGUUUCACGCUAGAGUUCCACUUUGAGUCCAACCCCUUCUUCAACAGCACUGUCCUCACUAAGGUGUACAGGAUGAAGUCUGAACCCGAGAGCUCAGAGCCCUUCUCCUUCGAGGGUCCAGAGAUCAUAGACUGUGAAGGCUGUCCGAUAGACUGGCAGAAGGGGAAGGACGUGACGGUGAAAACCAUCAAGAAGAAACAGAAGCACAAAGGCCGCGGCACGGUGCGCACCGUCACCAAGCAGGUCCCCAACGACUCCUUCUUCAACUUCUUCAACCCCAUCAAAGUCGCACCAGAUGGAGAGUUGGACGAGGACUCUGAGCUCACCCUAGCCACCGACUUUGAAAUCGGGCAUUUCUUCCGUGAGCGGAUUGUUCCCCGGGCCGUGCUGUACUUCACCGGGGAGGGUCUGGAAGACGACGACAGCUUUGACGAUGAGGAGGAGAUGGAGGAAGGUGACGAAGAGGAGCAGGAUGAUGAGGAUGAUGAUGAGGAUGAAGGAGAGGUGGACACCAAGGCAUAAUCAAAUCAUUUUCACUGCAUGCAUUCCUACUAGAAAGCUGAAGCCCAGCCUGCCGAAUGCAAGCAGCAGUAAGCGGUGAGACCAGCUGGUGUCGGAUUACGGCGGAGAUCUUCUCACAUUUCUUUCAGGUUCUCAAUAAAUUGAAGGCCCCCCCCCCCUCUACCGUUUGCAGGCUCCGCCCAUUUCCGAUCUCUCGUCUGAACGCAAUAGAACGCAACCAAACAGUGUUUUUACGAUGUGCAUGACUUUUUAUUUAGAUUUUGUUUAUCUAUUUUUUCCUCUCCAUACCACCUUCUUAAAAACAGCAAACUACUAUUUUUGAAUUGUAGACGGGUGGUUUUGAGUUAUUGUUGAACAAAGUAUAAUCACUUGUAUUCUAAAGGAGGCGUCCACGUCACCACCAGGGGAAAGGAUCAGCCCCCAACUUAGGUUUUCCUUUUUUUGGUGGGGGGGGGGAAAUCAAUGACUCAGGGUUUUUUAA
This is a messenger RNA of Gadus chalcogrammus (walleye pollock), 1749 nucleotides long. It is a transcript of the gene nap1l4a, whose product is annotated as nucleosome assembly protein 1-like 4a. Gene Ontology annotation, biological process: nucleosome assembly. Bases 87 to 1268 code for a protein of 393 amino acids. Lineage: Eukaryota; Metazoa; Chordata; Actinopteri; Gadiformes; Gadidae. The record is from RefSeq and is a predicted model, not a curated record. Gene Ontology annotation, molecular function: histone binding; chromatin binding. The transcript is spliced from 15 exons. Gene Ontology annotation, cellular component: nucleus; chromatin.